This is a messenger RNA of Beta vulgaris subsp. vulgaris (sugar beet), 1528 nucleotides long. RefSeq names its product GATA transcription factor 24. Gene Ontology annotation, molecular function: sequence-specific DNA binding; protein binding; zinc ion binding. The transcript has 7 exons. Gene Ontology annotation, biological process: regulation of DNA-templated transcription. The record is from RefSeq and is a predicted model, not a curated record. NCBI's taxonomy places the organism in Eukaryota, Viridiplantae, Streptophyta, Magnoliopsida, Caryophyllales, Amaranthaceae. Bases 246 to 1139 code for a protein of 297 amino acids.
CAAAAGUAUUUAAUGUUAUUUUCUCUCUCUUCAAAAUCACAAAUUCCCACCAUCUUACACUUUACUGGAAGAACUACUCUCAAAUCUUCCCCAAUUUAUCCCCUUUUCUCAUAAUUAGGGUUAGGUUUUCAACUUUUUUUUUUUUUCGCCAUUGUUACUUGUUAGGGAGCUCCCUCCCUUCGAUUCACUCUGUGGUAAUUGAUGCAAUUUCAAAACCCUAGAAAAUCAAAUUCAAUAUCCCCAAAAUGUACGGUCAUGAGCAGCAUUUGAGCGUUUCACCUUCUCCUACUCAGUUGCAAGAAUCCCGGAAUUUGAUCGACGAAAGCGACGUCGUUCAAGGGGUUGAAGAGUCAAUCGACGAUCAUUAUCACCACCAUAAUCAGCAGAGGUGCUCCGACGAUGGUUCCGUCGCUUUUGAGGGAGAUUCAAUCUACGCCGUUGAUAAUUUUGGGAGGAUUGAGGGUUCUGAUCAGCUUACGCUUUCGUUUCGCGGACAAGUUUAUGUCUUUGAUUCUGUCACUCCUGAUAAGGUUGAAGCGGUUUUAUUGGUUUUAGGAGGGAAUGUGGGAGGGAGUGCACCAUCUCUUGCUACACCAGGUACAGAAGUACCACAAGUAACACAUGGGAGCCAGCAGCUUCAGGAUAUGACAGUGUUUCCAGGACGCAGUAGUCAACCACAGCGAGAGGCAUCCUUAAAUAGAUUUCGUCAGAAGAGGAAAGAGCGCCGCUUUGAUAAGUUGAUUAGGUAUAAUGUUCGACAAGAAGUGGCAAUGAGGAUGCACCGAAGUAAGGGACAAUUUACAUCUACAAAGAAAGGGGAUGAAUCUUCUGGCUGUAAUGCCCAAGAUUCAGGUUCUGAUGAGACACAGUUAGAGACAUUAUGUACUCAUUGUGGAAUCAGUUCAAAGUCAACUCCGAUGAUGCGACGUGGACCAAAUGGACCUAGGACUCUUUGUAAUGCUUGUGGGCUUGUGUGGGCUAACAAGGGUACUUUGAGGGAUCUUAAGAAGCAGGAUCAGUAUGUUAUGCCAAAUGAGAUGACUGGUGGAUCCCCGUUUAGAGCAACUGAUAUCCUUGGAGAAGCGAAGUAUGUUAAUUUUGGAGAAAAUGACAGUCAGGCAUUAGUAGUACAACAUUAAUUCUCUUGUCACUAGCCGCUGUCGCUUUUCUGAGAAUGCUGCUAGGUAUUUCUUCGCGACUGUACAGAUAUGACAUGACACGGCCUUAUUAAUACAGAAUCGACUUGUUACAAACUGCACUUUGAACUUGUGAAAGAAACAUACUCUGAAAAUUACACAUCAUGUUGACACCCUUGACAUGUUGUCUAGUAUCUCAUCUAUCAUAAUCUGAGAAUCACAGUUGUUAAAAUGUUGAAUUUAUGAACUUCAGUUGACUGUUGUGCUGCCGAUUUAGAUUAACUAAAAACUUAAGUAUGAAUUGUACCUUAAAAGUGGGAACUUUUUGUAAAAUUACCAGAACUGUUUCAGCUUUGAGUAUUUAAAUUCUACACUAUGUUACCAUGAUCCUA